Messenger RNA from Pseudonaja textilis, 2510 nucleotides. Lineage: Eukaryota; Metazoa; Chordata; Lepidosauria; Squamata; Elapidae. The record is from RefSeq and is a predicted model, not a curated record.
AUGAGACAAACCAACGCGCCGGAACGGCCACCCACCAAUGAGGCGACCCCAGCCGCCGCGAAGCCCCGGGACACCAGCCAGCGGGAGACGACUGCGCACCAUGGCGACCUCAAAUCCCAGCCUGAUACCGAGGACGAGGAGAUCCAUCGGUUGCAGACCGAACGUGAUCGCCGAGACCACCGGAGUUUUGGCAUCGGGCACUUCAAGGUAACGUUCAAGAACCACACUGACGUCCUGCCGCUCACGAUAGUGGACCGGGACCGCCCCAGCUUGCUCGGCCUACAAUGGUUCGCCCCGCUCGGCAUCGAAGUAACCAGCAUCCACCGCACGGACACGGCCGACUGGGAAGCGACCCUCGUGAGGGAUUUCCAGGAAGUUUUCGACAACUCGCUAGGCAAGUACCGGGGGCCCCCUAUAUCGUUCAACCUUAACCCCAAUGUCGCCCCUAUCCGCCUAAAACCCCGGCGAGUGCCUUUUGCGCUCAAACCAAAAAUCGACGAGCAACUAGACAAGCUCGUCGCGCAGGGGGUGCUUGAACCCAUCGACCAUGCCCGCCGGGUCUUCGCAAAACUCGACUUGGCACAAGCCUACCAGCAACUGCCGGUCGACGCGGAGACAGCCGAAGCGCAAACGAUUGUCACGCACCGGGGGGCCUUUCGUUGCAACCGACUCCAAUUCGGAUUCCUGGGCUACCUUCUGGACCGGCACGGAAUACACCCGACCGGGAAGAAACUCAGGGCCAUCAAGGAAGCCCCCACACCAACCAACAAGGCGGAGCUACAAGCAUUUCUGGGGUUGCUUAACUUUUACAAUGUUUUCCUACCCCAAAAGGCGACCGUGGCGGAACCCCUACACCGGCUACUCGAUAAGGCGGCCACCUGGACCUGGGGGAAGCGGGAAGAGACUGCGUUCCAACGAACCAAGGACUUGCUAACAUCAGACGCAGUCUUGAUUCAGUACAGCGAAACCCUCCCGCUCUCAGUAACAUGCGACGCCUCACCCUUCGGUAUAGGAGCAGUCCUCAGCCACACCCUACCCGACGGGACGGAAGCACCCAUCGCCUUCUUCUCCCGGACACUAGCAAAACCGGAAAGAAACUACAGUCAACUAGACAAAGAAGCCCUCGCCAUCGUCGCCGGAGUUAAAAGGUUCCACGAAUACCUUUACGGCAGGAACUUCUCAAUCAUAACGGACCACAAGCCCCUGCUCGGAAUACUCGCAGGGAACAAGGCCACCCCGAACAUCCUAUCGCCCCGGAUGACAAGGUGGUCCGAGUUCCUUGCAGCAUACUCCUACGAGCUGUCACACCGACCCGGUAAGGCCAUCCUACACGCAGACGCACUAAGCCGGGCACCGCUACCGGACGGCUGCAUUCUCUGGGGCGACCGGGUGGUCAUACCGGAAACACUGCGAGACAGAGUGUUGGCAUUGCUGCACGAGGGACACCCAGGGGUCGUCAAGAUGAAAGCCCUGGCCAGGAGCUAUGCUUGGUGGCCGGGGACAGACAAACAAAUAGAAACUUGGGUCGCUGUGUGCAGCAAGUGCCAAGAGUCAAGAGCCAACCCCCCUGCCGCCCCGAUCCGAGAGUGGGAAACCCCGAGAGGACCAUGGUCGCGAUUGCACAUAGACUUCGCCGGACCAACCAAGGGGUAUACGUUCCUCAUCACCGUAGACGCUUACUCCAACUGGUUGGAAGUAAGCACCAUGAGAACAACAACGACUGAGGCGGUCAUCGACAAGCUCAACAGACUCUUCGCAACGCACGGGUUACCGGACGUCAUAGUGUCGGACAACGGGCCCCAGUUCACGGCGAUACUGUUUGAAAAAUACCUGGCCGAACGGGGCAUCAGACACGCCUUAACCUCGACGGCUCACCCGGCGGCGAAUGGUAGGGCGGAACGAAUGGUCCAAUACACAAAAAAGGCCAUUCAGAAAAUCGAAACCGGCGACAUCCAGGAAAAAAUAAACAGACUACUGUUUAUACAACACAUCACGCCAAGCACAACAACGAACAAGAGCCCAGCGGAACUACUGAUGGGGAGGAAACUAAGAUCCCCAUUAGACUGCCUACACCCCACCUACAACCCAGAGAAACCCCCGGACUCCUCCAGCAGGUACCGGACAUUCAACAUCGGGGAUGCCGUCUACGCGAAAAACUUCACGGGAGACCCCCUCUGGGUACCUGCACAAAUAACGCAGGUAACUGGGCCCCGAUCAUACAGACUACAAACAACAGACGGAAGGAGCUGGAAGCGGCACAUCGACCAGCUACGGUCCAGACUAGCCACCAACACCCCCAUCGACCCAGCAACAACGGCGGCCCAAGAAAGCAGAGAGGGAGGGGAAGCCUCAACCACCAACCCAGAAACCAACAAAAGACCGGAACCAACCAGGACACACACCCCAGCACAAGCCGAACACCACCCACCAGAUGACAGCAACGACCAAGCAAACCAACCAGACUCACCUACAGACCUCGACGCGUCGCAGACGGGUUCUUCACCUGGGAG